AUGCAGCCACUUCUGCUCCUGAUGGCCUUUCUUCUGGCCACCAUGAUAGAGGCAGAAUUUUUCUUUCAGGGAAAAGUAAUUGGAGGGCAUGAAGCCAAGCCUCACUCUUGUUCCUACAUGGUACUUAUUCAGAUCACAACUCCAAAACGUAGAAGAUGUGGGGGUUUCCUUGUGCGUGAGGAUUUCGUGCUGACAGCAGCUCACUGCUUCAGAAGGUCAAUCAGUGUCACCCUGGAGACCCACAACUUCAAAAAGCACGAGAAGACCCAGCAGAUCAUCCUGGUGAAAACAGCCAUUGCCCACCCAGGCUACUGUCCCAGAUUCAAUGACAUCAUGUUACUGCAGCUGCAGAAGAAGGCCAGACCGACUGCCAUCGUGAGCCUCCUCAGGCUGCCCAGGAGGGGAGAGGAAGUGAAGCCAGACAUGGUAUGCAGUAUGGCCAGCUCGGGGCGCCUCGACAUGAACACCACCACGAACAAACUGCACGAGGUAGACCUGGAAGUCCAAAGGGACGAGCUCUGCAUCUCUUACUACAAAAGGUUUUACAGCAAAGCCACACAGAUAUGUGUGGGGGACCCAAAAAAGAAUCAGUCUUCUUUUUCGGGAGACUCUGGGGGCCCCUUCGUGUGUGACAACGUGGCCCAGGGCAUAGUUCCCUUGGGAAAAAACAAUGGGAAUCCUCCGCGUGUCUACACUAGGAUCUCCAGCUUUCUGCCCCGGAUAGAAAGAACAAGGAGGCGUCUCCAGCUGCAAAGACCGGACUGA
This is a messenger RNA of Pteronotus mesoamericanus, 765 nucleotides long. Its product is annotated as granzyme H-like. Gene Ontology annotation, cellular component: intracellular membrane-bounded organelle; cytoplasm. Gene Ontology annotation, biological process: proteolysis. Gene Ontology annotation, molecular function: serine-type endopeptidase activity. The record is from RefSeq and is a predicted model, not a curated record. Lineage: Eukaryota; Metazoa; Chordata; Mammalia; Chiroptera; Mormoopidae.